AUGCUGCGCUGUCAUCCACCAUCAACUCGACGCCGACAAGCAGCACGCGACAUCGACACUGCCAACCAUCUGAUCUCGGAGUCCGAAUUGCAGAAUCAUAUCCAGGUCCUAGCAACUUUCACGAUGCGUCUGUACGAAUCCCUCUUCGCCACCUGCCUCUGUCUGGCCCAAGUCAGUUUUGCUGCACUGCCCUUGUCGUUCACAAAAUGGCCAACGACUCUUCGUGCUGGUGAGCCCGCCACGGUAACUUGGGCCGGUGACAUUGAAACUCCCGCCACCAUCACUCUCCGGAAAGGAUCAUCCACCGAUCUAGGCGACGUGCAAGUCUUAACGGCCAAGGCUCUGGGAGGAACAUUUACUUUUACUCCCGAUGACAGUCUUCCCGGUGGAGCUGAUUAUGCGUUGCAAAUCAGCCAGCCCGGACAAGUGAACUAUUCGGGGCACAUAACUCUGGAGGCAGCUCCUGCAGUGAUCCCUCCGUCAAAGGGACCCCGUCCCACUCCCGUUACGCAAGAUCCCAACUCGGAGGAUUUUGAAACUGCCACCCACGACGAAAAGGACGAUGACAUCCCAAAAGGCAACAACGGUGAAACCGUCUCACUGAACGAAACCACUCCAACCAAAAACACCACGUCUGGAAAGAGCGCCAUGGCAGCCCAGAUGCAAACUGGUGGAGCGAUGUUUCGAAACACUUCGCCCGAGCUGCUGCUGGCCGCCGCUGGCAUCAUCUUCUACCUUACAAGCUCAUCCUUCGUAUGA
This is a messenger RNA of Aspergillus affinis, 759 nucleotides long. RefSeq names its product GPI anchored serine-threonine rich family protein. Bases 1 to 759 code for a protein of 252 amino acids. Lineage: Eukaryota; Fungi; Ascomycota; Eurotiomycetes; Eurotiales; Aspergillaceae. The transcript has 3 exons. The record is from RefSeq and is a predicted model, not a curated record.